Molecule: messenger RNA, 5586 nt
Organism: Carassius auratus (goldfish)
Lineage: Eukaryota; Metazoa; Chordata; Actinopteri; Cypriniformes; Cyprinidae
Product: 1-phosphatidylinositol 4,5-bisphosphate phosphodiesterase beta-4-like
Exons: 39
Coding region: 385-4059 (1224 amino acids)
Biological process (GO): phosphatidylinositol-mediated signaling; phosphatidylinositol metabolic process; release of sequestered calcium ion into cytosol
Molecular function (GO): calcium ion binding; phosphatidylinositol-4,5-bisphosphate phospholipase C activity
Source: RefSeq, a predicted model, not a curated record
UGUGUGUGUGUGUGUGUGUGUGUGUGCAUGCAGCAGUGCUACGGGGCUGCCUGUGUGACGCUGAGGAAGAUCCAGCAUCCUCCUCAUCCUCUUCUCGAGCGCAGGGAAUUCUCUGUUUUCCCGGGAAUGUCGCGGGCGCGCGCUGGGGUGUGAUGACGGUAGCGUCGCGCGUCACUGAGCUGUAGGGAAGGGCGAAUGUGUGUGUGUGUGUGUGUGUUCAUCUGUGAAGAGAUCACAGUGAACUGGCCUUAGCUCUCGGGCUAACAUUAGCUGCUAACGCCGCUGUUUCUCUGAUCGUCCAGCAUGUGAACGAAAGUGAGUGCUGUCCUCAGCCCAUUGUUCGCCUGCUCUUCACCUUCAGCCUCGGCCUGGUCUGUGAGCAUCAUGACAAAAUCAUACCAGUUCAACUGGCAAAAACACAUUCCUGAUUUCCUGCAGGAGGGAGCCGUGUUUGACCGAUUCGAUGAGGAUCCCUUCGUCUUAGAGCCCAGCUGCCAUUUCAGAGUCGACGAAUUUGGGUUCUUUCUCACGUGGAAAAGUGACGGAAAGGAAGGUCAGCUUCUAGAAUGUUCUCUGAUCAACAGCAUUCGUCCUGGAGUCGUGCCGAAGGACCCAAAGAUCCAGGCGUCUCUGGAAGCGUCAGGGAAGAGUGAGGCGGAUCUGGACGGCCGCAUCAUCUGCGUGUGCAGCGGGACGGACCUGGUCAACCUCAGCUUCAUGUACAUGGUGACGGACAACACGGACACGGCCAAGAAAUGGAUCGAAGGCCUGAAAUCGGUGAUUCACAACUUCAAAGCGAAUAACGUAUGUCCAAUGACUUGCCUGAAAAAACAUUGGAUGAGACUCUCCUUCCUAACGAAUGUCAACGGCAAAAUACCGGUCCGAGGUAUCACACGGACAUUUGGCUCUGGUAAAACGGAGAAAGGAAUCUUCCAGGCAUUGAAGGAACUCGGUCUCCCCAGUGGAAAGAAUGAUGAAAUCGAGCAUUUGGCCUUCACCUUCGACAUCUUCUACGCUCUAACACAGAAGAUCUGCCCUCGCACGGACAUUGAGGAGCUCUUCAAGAAGAUCAACGGAGACAAAAGUGAUUAUUUAACCGUAGAGCAGUUAGUCAGCUUUCUGAAUGAAAACCAGCGGGACCCUCGACUCAACGAGAUCCUCUUCCCCUUUUAUGAAGCAAAACGAGUCAUGCAGAUCAUUGAGAAGUACGAGAGAGACGCCGACUUGAAAAAGAAAGGUCACAUGUCCAGCGACGGCUUCUGCCGAUACCUGAUGUCAGACGAGAACGCUCCGGUGUUUCUGGACCGUCUGGAUCUGUGUCAGGAGAUGGAGCAUCCGCUGGCUCAUUACUUCAUCAGCUCCUCACACAACACGUAUCUGACGGGUCGGCAGUUCGGAGGGAAGUCCUCAGUGGAGAUGUACCGACAGGUGCUGCUGUCCGGAUGCAGGUGUGUGGAGCUGGACUGCUGGGAUGGUAAAGGUGAGGAUCAGGAGCCCAUCAUCACUCAUGGGAAGGCCAUGUGCACCGACAUCUUGUUCAAGGAUGUAAUUCAAGCCAUAAAGGAAACGGCUUUUGUAACGUCUGAAUAUCCUGUCAUUCUGUCGUUUGAGAACCACUGCAGUAAAACGCAGCAGUAUAAGAUGGCCAAGUAUUGCGAGGAGAUCUUCGGAGAGCUGUUGCUGAAGCAGCCGCUGGAGGGAUUCCCAAUCGAAGCCGGGCAGCCGCUGCCGUCACCCAACGACCUCAAGCGCAAAAUCCUCAUCAAGAACAAGCGCUUGAAGCCUGAAGUGGAGCAGAAGCAGCUGGAGUCAUUUAAGAAGCACAUGGAGGCUGGAGAGAUGAGCAUACAGACUGGAGAAGAUGACAUCGAUGAAGAUUUGGACAGCGCACUGGAUGGUAAAGAGCUGAACGCAGACCUGAAGAGCAGCAACACUGUGUCUCUGUCAGAAGAUCCAGAAGCAGAAGCCCAGGACAGCAGCAGGAAGAAGAUCCCAGACGAUGAUGUCACUGAGUUCUCAGAAGUCACUGAAAUCAUGGACGUCACGGACGUGUCAGAAGCGUCGGAGCUGGAGAACAAGAAGAAGAGCGGGGAAACGGCUGAAGACGCUGACGCCGAGCAGCAGCUCAUCGCCUCAUAUAAAUAUGAAGGAGCCACGACCAACAUCCACCCGUACCUGUCCGCCAUGGUCAACUACGCUCAGCCCAUCAAGUUCCAGGGCUUCGAGGUCGCUGAAGAGAGGAACAUCCAUCACAACAUGUCGUCCUUCAACGAGUCUGUGGGUUUGGGCUAUCUGAAGACCAACGCCAUUGAGUUUGUGAACUACAACAAGCGACAGAUGAGCCGCAUCUACCCCAAAGGAGGCCGUGUGGACUCCAGCAAUUACAUGCCUCAGAUCUUCUGGAACGCCGGCUGCCAGAUGGUGUCUCUGAACUUCCAGACUCCAGAUCUGGGAAUGCAGCUGAAUCAGGGGAAGUUCGAGUACAACGGUGCAUGCGGGUACCUCCUCAAACCAGACUUCAUGCGCCGCGCUGACAGGAUGUUCGACCCCUUCUCUGAGACGCCAGUAGAUGGAGUGAUAGCAGCAACCUGCAGCGUACAGGUGUUCUCGGGUCAGUUCUUAUCGGAUAAGAAGAUCGGCACGUAUGUGGAGGUGGACAUGUACGGUCUUCCCACGGACACCAUCCGGAAAGAGUUCCGCACACGGAUGGUGAUGAACAACGGCCUGAACCCGUACUACAACGAGGAGCCCUUCGUCUUCAGGAAGGUGAUCCUGCCGGAUCUGGCCGUGCUGCGCAUCGCUGUGUACGACGACAACAACAAGCUGAUCGGUCAGAGGAUCCUGCCGCUGGACGGACUGCAGGCCGGUUACAGACACAUCUCGCUGCGCAACGAGGGGAACAAGCCUCUGUCACUGCCCACCGUCUUCUGCAACAUCGUCCUGAAGACAUACGUGCCAGACGGCUUCGGCGCCAUCGUUGACGCUCUUUCUGAUCCAAAGAAGUUCCUCACCAUCGCAGAGAAACGCGCCGACCAGAUGCGAGCUCUCGGGAUCGAUACGAGUGACAUUGCAGACGUUCCCAAUGAAAACUGCAAGAGCGAUAAAAAGGGAAAAGUGAAUCAUGUGAAGACUAACGUGACGCCGCAGAGCAGCUCCGAGGUGAACGCCACACAGAACAACGUCAGCGAGAGCAAACGCGAUAAUUCUGCCAUUUUGAAUCACGUGAACAUUGAAGAUUUGAAGCAGAUGAAGACCUUCAUUAAACAGAUGAAGAAGCAGCAAAAGGAACUGAACACACUAAAGAAACGACACGCUAAGGAACACAACGCCAUGCAGAAAUCACACUGCACGCAGGUGGACAAGCUGGUGGCUCAGCACGACAAGGAGAAGUUCACGAUGGAGAAGCUUCUGGAGAAGGCCAUCAAGAAGAGAGGUGAAAAUAACUGCUCCGAGUUAAAGAAGGAGACGGCCAUAAAGGUCGAGAUGCUCACCACAGACCAUAAAGAAAAGGUGAAGGACAUGGUGGCGCAGCACACUAAAGAGUGGUCAGAGAUGAUCAACUGUCACAGCACAGAGGAACAGGAUAUGAAGGACGCCCAUGUGACACAGCAGUGUGAGCUCCUCAAGAAGCUGCUGGCCAGCGUUCAGGAGCAGCAGACACUGCAGCUCAAGCUCAUCCACGAGCGGCAAAGCAAAGAGAUGAAGGCCAAUCAGGCAAAGACAUCGAUGGAGAACAGCAAAGCCAUCAACCAGGACAAGAGCAUCAAAAACAAGGCAGAGCGCGAGAGGAGAGUUCGGGAGCUGAACAGCAGCAACACCAAAAAGUUCCUUGAGGAGAGAAAAAGGCUGGCCAUGAAGCAGGCGAAGGAGCUGGAGCAGCUGCAGAAAUCCCAGCGAGAGCAGCUGGACAAACUGGAGAAGUUCAACGAGCAGCUUUUGAAAUCCCAUCAUGCCUACAGUCAGACUCAAGGCCAAAGACAUGCAGAAGAUGGUGAAGCUGGAGGAGGACAUGGACCGCAGACCAGCCACGGUGGUGUAAGCGCUCCAUCCGUCAGCUGAGUCUUCAUCUGUGCUCCUGAACCCCUGCAGCUGUAAACCCCGCCCAUUCUCCCUACCUCAGCUCUAGCCCCGCCCACCGUGGUUAACUCCUCCUCUGCAGCGGCAUCCAGCCAAUCCAGCUCUUACUGUAGCUCCGCCCACACUGCUCAGACCAGCUCCUGAGGAGGCGGUGUGAACACGAUUUUAUACACCACCACCAUCAUCUUCAUCAUCUUCUUCAUCAUCAGCAGUGCUGCAGCCACUAUGGCCGACAACUCAGAAGUGUUCUUUAUGAACUUCUCAAGUCGUAUCUUAACUGAGCUAGUUAACCGUAGCAGAGUCAGGCGAACGGACGAAGAAUCUGAUUAGUUUGUCACACCGUGUUUCUCCCGUCCUGAGCACUUUCUGUGUGUUAGGAUGUCAAGGAUCUUUGCCGAUGUAGCAGAGCUGUAGCUUUCCUCUGAACACCAUGAAUGUAGACGCGUCUGGCAGCCAGAUCACACCAGUGUCUGUUCCUCUACUGUGUUUUUAAGAUCGUUUUACCCAAGUCUUGUUUUAUUUGAGAGGUUUUGUGAUGAUGAAUGAGUUUGUGAAUCGCUGGUUCUGUUCUCCUGAGAAUCCUCUUCGCACGGAUCUGGAAGAACGUGACGCAUCGACGCAAACCAGUUGCUUUCUCUGACACGAAACUGAACUUUGGUUGCACUUGUGUGCGUGGUCUUUUAUUUUUUAGGUGUAUUCUAUUGGUACUUGUUUUAAAGAGAGGUGCGCUGCAGAAGAAAUGAUGUUCUUAGGCACUUUUGUCUUGUUUCAACCAGUAAGAAUAUCUAAAAAGCAAAACAUAAAUUAAAAUGACAAUCAAAAAGAUAUUAAGUCUUGUUUUCUGAAAACUGUAUCAAAAUGAAGUGUGUGAACACAAGAAAGAAAUAUCCCAACAGGCAGCCCAUGGGCAGAUAUUUGUUCUUGUUUUAAACUUAAAUUUGCUUCAUUUUGACAGAUUUUUCAGAAAACAAGACUUCUUAUCUCGUGUCUUUCUGCAUCUCCAGUAAAUGAAUCCUGAUUUGAGGAUGUUUAGAUAUUUGUUCUGAAAAACAAGAUAAAAACACUCAUUGUUCGAGGGCUUUUGAGAUCAUGUUAUUGGUUGUUGUUUUCUUCUUGUUUUCAUCAUGUUUUAAGUGUUUGGCGGUGAACACAUAUCUGGUGUGAAAGCAAAGUGCUUUAAAUCUCCAUCGCUUACAAAUGUGCCAAUAUAUGUCAGGUAGAACGUUUAAAUUAUUUUACAUGAUAAAUGCCAAAAUAAGGGGUUAUUUAUAUAAAGAUGCAGAUAUAAAUAUAUAAUAGUGAGUAGUUUAAGUUUCUUAGAAGCUGUUUGCACUAGCUGAAUGUGUUCCGUCGUGCGACCUCCUCGUAGACCUUUGCUCUGAUAUUAUAGUUUGAGGAACAGCUGAUUAUUUUUGCAGAACUGUUGCGCUCUGAAUUUCAUCUGUUUUUUAUUCCUUUGUCUUCUGAGUUUUCUGUUGCUUCUCAAUGGAUCAUGCUGUAAGUGCUUUU